AUGACAGCUAUCCGGCGCCGAAACACCGAUAGACACCCAGACGAAAGAGCCAUGGCGGCCACGGGUGGAGGGAAAAUUAGAAGCAGGAGAUAUCAUAUCGCCUCUAAACCCUAUGCCAAGAGUAAACAGCAACAGUCAGGCCUCAUCAGUCGAGUGACAGACACAGUUAAGAGCAUCGUUCCUUCCUGGCUGCAGAAAUACUUCAAGAAUGAAGACGCUCCUGAAGGAGGAGGGGCUGUACUGGGGACGGACCAGAACUGCCAGCCACCUCCUCCGCCUCCUCCAAAUGGCAGCGAAGAGGGACCUCCUCCCCUUGAUGGACGUGACUCACCAGAGCCAAGCACCAGUAACACAGAGCCCUCAACCAGCCGGGCGUCUCUGAACUUCCAGGAGUAUGUGCUUUCUCGACCUCCUCUGAGUCGUUCCCACCUCCACUUUGCCCCGCUGGAUAUCUCCUCCCCGACCCUGGGGGCCUCCAGCAGCCUCUUCUCCCAACCCUCCACCUCCUCAGCUCCUGGACCCUUUUCCACGGGUUUCUCCUUGGUCAAAGAAAUCAAGGACAACCUCUCGCAGCACGAAGAUGAUAACAUCUCCACCACUAGCGGCUUCUCCUCCCGCGCCUCAGACAAAGAUGUCCCCACUUCCAAAACAGCAUCACUUCCCCAACUUUGGUCCCCAGAGACAGACAGAACACACUCUGGGCCUCAGCAUGCCCAGUCCAGUAUGAAAAGGCCUGCUUUUAACCUGUCUGUAUUUGGAACGUCCUCCAAUUCAUCAUUAAACAGCACAGUGCUAAACUCUAGCCAGCUUGGAGAUUCACCCUUCUACCCUGGGAAGACCAUGUACGGUGGAGCAGCUGCAGUCAGGAGCUCUCGUACUCGUCCUGGAACACCAUACCAGGCCCCAGUCAGGAGACAGAUCAAGGUCAAGCCUGCUGGCGCUCAGCCCUGUGGAGUGACCAGCGCCACAGCCAGACGUAUCCUGCAGUCUUUGGAGCGCAUGUCGAGCCCGCUGGCUGAUGCCAGGAGAAUCCCAGCAGCAGCUUCAUCCCCCCUGUCAGCAUCAAUGGACGGCACAAAUCUAGAUGUUUCACCUUUCCACUCGAAAAAGAAACGUAUGGAUUCCAGCCUCCCACCAGUGCAGAAGCUUGUGGUUCCUGCUGCAGUGUCAGUGUCAGGAAACCGCUCCGUGUCCUUCAGGCCUACUUUGACUCCUGGAGGAGUGAGCCGAACUCUGGACAGGACCCCAAGAGAGACGCCCACAAGACAAUCACCGCAACCACCUGAAGCAACCGCAGGUCCAUCUCAAAGCACAAUGGGUUCCAGUAGCUCAGCCUAUCCUCUGUCCAGCACACCUGCAGCCAGCAGUGUGGGCUCUGGAGGGGGCAAGAUAAAGCGAGAGAGGACCAGUACACGGCCUUCCUCUAAACGCCCUGAAGAGGAAGAGGUGGCUGAGGUACCGGACCUACCAACCAUUUCACUUCCCAUCAGCACCAUGCCAACUUUCAGCUUCUCCUCCCCUCUUCCACCUCUCACCACUUCCACCACCAUCAGCAUUACCCCAACUCUCACGCCCGUGACUCCAGUUAAGGAAACAGUCACAAAUAAGGAGCCACCAACGGCCUCAACACCUCCCUGUGUACCUUUUACAUUUUCCUCCCCUAUUGUCAAAGCAACUGCUGCUAGUCCCCCUUCCUUUUCCCCCUCAGCUGGAUUCACUUUCAGUGCACCUGUAGCAAUGUUAGGUCCCUCCAUGUCAAACGGGAAGAUGGCUUCUCCUAUCGUGGCAGCAGUGAAGUCAGCAACAAGCAAAAGCACAGAAGAUUUUGAAGGACCUUUCAAACCAGCCAAGACCCUGAAGCAGGGCAGUGUGCUGGAUCUUCUCAAGGCACCUGGCUUUGCCUCUCCUGUUGCUCAGACUUCCCCAGUCCCGGACAACGCUCUGCUGCAGACCUCCACAGAGUCCACAGCCCCCAUCUCCACCACCACAACCACCUCCUCCCUCUCUUCAACAGGGUUUGCAGAUGUGUUCAAAGCCCCACCAGGCUGGAGCUGUGAUGUCUGCAUGGUGCAGAACAAACCAUCAGACACCAAGUGUGUUUGCUGUAUGGCCCCACAGCCCAGCUCCUCCUCAUCUAAACUUAUGGACAGUAAACCGUCAGCCGCCACCUCGGCUGGGCCAGACAGCAACAGCACGAGCACCACAUCCACCACUACAACCACAGCAGGUUUUGGCACAAUGUUCUCCCAACCUGCAGGAACUUGGGACUGUGAUACGUGUCUUGUUAUAAACAAACCUGAUGCAGUAAAAUGUGUGGCCUGUGAAACGGCCAAACCUGGGACGGGGCUUAAACCCUCACUGACUCUUCCUUCUGCCUUCUCAGCUGUUAAGACUGUAUCCACACCCACAGCCCCCAUUUCUACAGGGUUCACUGGAUUUGGCGACAAGUUCAAAAAGCCCGAGGGUGCGUGGGAGUGUGACACGUGUUUGGUAGAAAACAAGGCAGAGGACACAAAGUGUGUGGCCUGCACGAGCCCUAAACCAGGAGCUUCAGCUGCAGCCUCUUCUUCAGCCAGCAGUGCUCCAGUGAUUGGGUUGGGAGACAUGUUCAAGAAGCCUGAGGGUGCCUGGGAGUGUGACGUCUGUCUUGUACAAAAUAAGGCUGCUGAUGUGCAGUGUGUUGCCUGUCAGACAGCCAAACCUGGAGCUAACGUGGAGCCCAAAGCUUUUGGUUCGUCUUUUGGUUCAUCAGCUGGUGGGACUUCAGGCUCUAGUUCUGGAGGUUUUAAGUUUGGUACAUCAAACAGCACCUCGGGAUCUGGAUCUGGAGGUUUUAAGUUUGGCACAUCUGACAGUACAUCAGGAUCUGCAUCUGGAGGUUUUAAGUUUGGCACGUCAGACAGUACCUCAAUCAAGUUUGGGGGCUCAUUGACAGACUCCUCCUCUACAUCGUCAGGUGGAUUCAAAUUUGGAGUCCAAUUUGGAAACUCCUCAUCAGAAACCACUUCUAAAGACAAUUCUGCCUCAUCAGGGUUCAAAUUUGGCAGCUCAUCCGAGGGCUUUAAAUUUGGGACUUCCUCUUGUGAUGACAAAAAGUCAGACCAACCUGCUGCAGGUUCUGGGUUUAAGUUUGGAACCAGCGGUGGUAUAGCGUUUGGAACUGGAUCAUCUAGCACAGACUCCUCUAAGGGCGGCUUCAGCUUUGGACUCUCGAAACCUGAAGAGAAAACAUCAGAAACACCCACCUCAUCCUCUGUUAGUUUCAUUUCUCCUGCUCCCUCUCAAGAGAAAAGUGACAGUGCAGCAUCAAAUGACACCACAUCCACAAACACCAACUCAACCACCACUGCAACCACCACCACUGGGUCUGUAUUUGGGAGACUAGGCGAGCCAAGUUUGGCAACCACUACGCCACAAGGCGGCUCCACGUUUGGGUCCUUGCAGGCUGACAAAGAGCCAGCUGCUCCCACGUUUACCUUUGGGAAGCCGGAGGAAAAGAAGGAAGCCGCAGCCUCCUCUGCUCCAUCUGCCUUCCUCUUCGGUGCUGCUAGUAAAGAUGCAGAUGCUGCACCAGCACCGGCCACCUCAGGAGGUUUUUCCUUCAGCAAGCCUAGUGCUCCAACAGAACAACCUCCACCCACGUUUAAUUUUGGCAAGCCAGCAGACAAGAUCGAAGCAUCUACUGCAGAGGCCCCGAAGCCCUCUUUUACCUUUGGACAAAGUGCUUCAGAUUCGUCUGUUGCUCCAAAACCAGCAUUUUCCUUUAUGGCUACUAAUCCCACCAGUGCCAUUGACUCUACCACCUCGUCAUCCACCGCCCCGACCUCCAGUCUGUUCGGCACCACCACCAGCAGCAGCAGCAGCAGCAGCAGCAGCAGCAGCAGCAGCACCACCUCCACUCAGGCUCCCGCUCCCUCUGCAGCUCCCAGCACUUUCAUGUUCGGUCAGCCUGCUGCGACCUCCAGUGACGCUCCUCCAGCUACAGCCUUUGUCUUCGGCCAGAGUCAGGACAGCCAGCCGUCUGCCCCGUCAGCUGCUCCUCUGAACUCUACUCCGGCCCCGGCCCCAGCUCAGCCCUUCAUCUUCGGUGCUCCUGCCAGUGCUGCUCCUCCUGCUGCUGCUGCUGCUCCAUCAUUCGGCUUCGGAGCAGCAGCACCCCCUGCUGCCUCAUCUUCAGCUCCAUCUGCAGCUCCCUCUCCAUUUGCAUUUAACACGGCCACUUCUGGUGGAUUCGGGGCCAGCCAGACUCCAUCAUUCGGUUCAUCCUUUGGAUCUCCCUUCACAGCCACACCUUCCCAGCCCCCAGCCUUCGGAGCCAAACCAAACGCCACCCCUGUCUUUGGACAGCAGACAAACUCUACUCCUGUAUUUGGGGCGGCUGCUAAUUCUGCACCAGGUGGAGGCUUUCAGUUUGGAGGAGCCAGUGCAUUUGGAGCCACAAACAACACCUCAGGAGGCGUGUUUACCUUUGGAGCGGGUUCAGCACCUUCUCCUGUCCCGCCUGCCAACCCCUCCAUCGCACCCCAGUCAGGACCAGCUGGUGGUGGAUUCAACUUUUCACAACCCCCUGCUUUUAACAUUGGGUCAACAAAAUCCUUCACCGCCUCUCCUGCUGGACAGCAAGCGAUUGCUGGGCGCAAGAUCAAGACAGCGGUGCGGCGCAGGAAGUAGGGCCCUGUGGACUCGACUAUUAGAUGAAUUGACUUUGACUUGACUGUAUCCCCACUGAAGGCUGAAUCAAGUCCUGGAAGGUCAGCGAGGCAAACACUGAUAUUGCUUGACGUGUGAACAAGGGUGGAGG
This is a messenger RNA of Plectropomus leopardus (leopard coralgrouper), 4801 nucleotides long. RefSeq names its product nucleoporin 153 (gene nup153). The record is from RefSeq and is a predicted model, not a curated record. Gene Ontology annotation, biological process: protein import into nucleus; RNA export from nucleus. Gene Ontology annotation, molecular function: structural constituent of nuclear pore. Gene Ontology annotation, cellular component: nuclear pore. NCBI's taxonomy places the organism in Eukaryota, Metazoa, Chordata, Actinopteri, Perciformes, Serranidae.